Molecule: messenger RNA, 2907 nt
Organism: Brassica rapa (field mustard)
Lineage: Eukaryota; Viridiplantae; Streptophyta; Magnoliopsida; Brassicales; Brassicaceae
Product: protein LIGHT-DEPENDENT SHORT HYPOCOTYLS 2
Biological process (GO): response to light stimulus; mRNA transcription
Cellular component (GO): nucleus
Source: RefSeq, a predicted model, not a curated record
AUGAAAAGGUUUUAGUUUUAGGGAAAUUGCACCCAAUGACUAAGAAAAAAACAAAAUUAACUAAACAACCAAAAGCACAGUCUCUCUCCCCUUAUAUCUUCCUAUCUCUCUCUACUCUCUCCCCAUAAAACUAAUUUUAUUUAUUUUAUUGGUUAUUUCACAAAUAACCCCAAGGUUUUAUAUACUUUAAACAAAAAAAAGAGGUUUUAUAUACAAUUCACGUCAUGUCGAUAUCUAAUCAUUCUACGACUAGGUUUAGCCAGUAAGCCAACCAUAUAUAUGUGUAUUUAUCUUUACUUUCCUAUAAUUUAAUUUGUUCGAUAUGUAACAAGAAUGAGGAGAUUCGGAGACAUCAACAAACGAAAAGAAAAAUGUUAACAGUAAAAUGAGCUUUGAUGUAUUUUUUUGGUCAUCAACUGAGCUUUGAUGUAUAAAACACCAAUUAUUGAUUCGAGAGGUUGUAAUUUAAAAUUAAUGUUAAAUUCGUGGAGACUCGUAAACCAUAGGUUACUAACAAUAAAAUAAAAAUGACUAGGUUACUAACAAAUUUGGAUAACUUUUGACCAUCUGAUUUUUUCUGACUUGCUAUAAAAAAUAUGAUUUUGCAGCAAAUAUCCACUUAUACAAUAAAGAUAAAAUAUUCAUACAUAACUGGAUCAUGUAUAUGCAAGUAUAUUCAUAUAUUGCCCAAUAAAUACAUCUUAUCCUUGAUAAAUAGCUAGACACUAAGAGUAUGUCCCAAAAAAAGCUAGACACUAAUAGUAUUGUUCCUGAUAAUUGAGUAUAUAUAUGUAUGUAUAUAUAGUUCAAUACUAUGUAGCCAAAAUUUUGUUUUCUGGUACCUCAACUGAAAUAGAAAGUUAUAGGGAAAUUCAGCCAAAGUAAGUGAAUCAUCUAUUAAUGCUUUUGUUAUGUCAUUUUCAGAAGUUCGCUCUUCGAUUUCAAUAGCUUCUAUACAAAAAAUAUUAAUGCGAAACGUUUUGCUAUUAAUUAACACGUUGGAAAUAGUCACAUUUGCAUUUCAUUUUUUAGUUGAAGAUUAUCCACCAAACUGCGCUUCGAAUUUAUUAGUCAAGUAAAUCAAGAUGUUUUGCGCGCCAGUUUAUUUUUUUGAAAGGAUUUAAGGUUGAACUAUGAAUCAUAGAACCCCAUCUUAAUAUAUUAACCAUGAUUUCAUGAGUGGGAAAAUAAGUUAUAAAACCGGACGUUUCUAAAACUGUGUAUAGAAUAAGUAAAAAUUUACAAGUUCGGUACAUAUAUACUUUUUGAACUGAAUCCUAUGUUUAGUAACCGAUUAGUUUCGAACCAUAUCAUAUAUUUUAGAGAAAUUACCUUAAUGCAACUAUAUAUAUUCGAGGGUUUUAAUAUGCUCUUUUUGAACACAUGUGUAAAAUUAGUUACCAAUCAAAAUACAACAUGCAAAAGAAUUAAACUAUAGAAGGAGUAUAAAUAUAUAUAUAUAUAUAUAUAUAUCUAUAAUUAGUUGUAACAAACCACUAAAUUAUAUGUUGUAAUAAAAAAUGUAAAAAGUUAUUUUCAGAAAAUAAAUGUGAAGCUUAAACAAAAAAUGUAAGCAAUUAUUCCACAUGUGAACUUUGGUCCGGAAUCAAUCAAUUAAUAAGAAAUAUUUAAAAUAUGGACAUAAGAAUCAAGAAAAGAUUUGUGUCUCUCUUCUUCAGUUGACCGACCCAUUGGUCUCCGUCUCUCUCUUACAUGUUGAGUUAUCUUUUUACACACUGUGUAAACACUAGGUCCGGUCUUAUUCUCCUAUUUCUCUUCCUUUUGUGUCUUAAAUGGAAAAUUUAUGAUUUCUGAUGACCAGUCUCACGACUUAUAUCUAUUUCUCUCUCUCCAUAAAUGACCCAAUGAUGUUUAUGCAGCUAUAUAUUUGGACAACUGAUGCAUUUUGAUAUCCAUCUUCUCUCUGUAUGGUAGAAAGGAGAAAAAAAAAACACAAAACAAUAGUAGAAAAGGAAAGAGAUCCCUUUUUAAAAAUCUCUUUUCCACUUAUAUCUUUCAUCUUCAGAAGAAGCAAGAUAAACAUCUCUUAAUUAGGUUGUUCCUCUUUGCUUCACCACUUCUGCACAACAUCCACUAUCACCAUCAUUUUGUAACAUCUAGUACAAGGAGCUAUGGAUCUGAUCUCUCAAAAUCAUAAUAAUAAGAACCCUAAUACAACUCUCUCGACACAACAUGCUUCUUCUCCACCUCCAUCUAGCCGCUACGAGAACCAGAAACGCCGUGAUUGGAACACUUUCUGCCAAUACCUUAGAAACCAUCGUCCACCGCUCUCUCCACCGUCUUGUAGCGGCGCACAUGUUCUCGAGUUUUUGCGUUACCUUGACCAGUUCGGGAAAACCAAAGUCCACCACCAAAACUGCGCCUUCUUUGGCCUCCCAAACCCUCCGGCUCCAUGUCCUUGUCCUCUCCGACAAGCGUGGGGCUCACUUGACGCUCUUAUCGGUCGUCUCCGUGCCGCCUACGAGGAGAACGGUGGAGCUCCCGAUACUAGCCCUUUUGGCUCACGUUCAGUCAGGAUUUUCCUCAGGGAGAUUAGAGAUUUUCAAGCUAAAUCACGUGGCGUUAGCUACGAGAAGAAGAGGAAAAGGGUCAACAACAAACAAAUAACUCAGUCGCCUUCGCAGCCGCCUCUACCGCCGCAGCCACUAGAGCAGCAACAGCAAGGCCAAUCUAUGAUGGCUAAUUACCACCACGGUGCAACUUGAGGAUAUCGUACAACUUCGAUACAUGUACGUACGUAUGCUCGUAUCUAUCUAUUUACAUGUAUCAACCUUUGUAUUUGCGAAAUGUUAUCCCUACUUUACUCCAUCCACCGUUGUCUACUGUUUCCUGAACUAUUGUUUAGUCCUUUUUUAUAACCAAUAAAUGGAACCAAGUUGGAUUGCA